Molecule: messenger RNA, 3600 nt
Organism: Xenopus laevis (African clawed frog)
Lineage: Eukaryota; Metazoa; Chordata; Amphibia; Anura; Pipidae
Gene: rbm47.S
Product: RNA binding motif protein 47 S homeolog
Exons: 5
Coding region: 921-2735 (604 amino acids)
Source: RefSeq, a predicted model, not a curated record
CUGCCUGCCUGAUUAUUCUGAACUCACCAAUCCUGAUCCUAGCCUGUCUGACCUUGCCUGUACCACCCGGCCUGACUGACCAUGCUAUUCUGUUUGGUUCCUCCUGAGUUGUGGCCUUCUGUCCAAAAUCCUUGGUAAACAAUCGUGCCCCUUUGCUCGUCCAGAACUCCUACUAGGCUCCUCUCUUAUUAAGUCCUGGCGGCAUCUGAUUAGCAGAGGGCUCCUCCCGAAGUCAAAGGCGGUUGCUACAGGCGGAAACGGAGCCAUGACCAAAGAGUUCUGGAUUAAGGGACAUGUGUAUUAUUAGAUUAUAAUAGAGUCUACUGGAGACAUCCUUUCAGUAAUUCAGAACUUUCUGGAUAAAGAGUUUCCGUAUAACUGAUCCCAUACCUGUACUAAAUGUCUAAAUGAAGAUUUGAUAUUAGGCGGGGUGCAGUGGUUGGAAGUGUAACUUGGUCCCACUUGCCUAGUUCCAAACUAAAGACACAAUAUCCCACAGAAGAGGGUUCCAUAAAAAGCCAGAUCCAUCCAUUCAGCCACAUGUCCACAAGCAAAUCCUGAUCCUGUAUUGAAUACAUUCUCCAAUGCACUUGUUGGACAAAGUGACUUACCAAUUGUAAUCUGUUAAAUUUCAAGCAAAUUCUGAUGGAAAUAUAAAAUAGUUUUUAAAUAAUUGUCUAAUGAAUAAAGCAUCUCUCAUACUAAGGAAUACAUUAGUGCGCAUAUAUAAAGGUAGUUGGCAGCCAUAUAUAAGGCUGAGAACACCAGUCUGACUUCUUUUAAAUGUCCAGACUGGGAUUCAAUAUAGGCCCUGGCAAGUACUCAAGACCCACACCAGCCCAAUAAAUAUUGACUGUCUGUGACAUCUUACGGAAGCCCUGCUGCCAAUUACCAGAAUCCACCGAUGAGUUUUACUUGGAAUGUGUUGGAUCCUUUGUCACGACAAAGCAUGGUUUCAGCAAGUACUGCAUGACUUUUGCAUGAUGACAGCAGAAGAUUCCACUGCAAUGAUAAGCAACGAAUCAUCAAAUAUGUCUACUUCUAAUGUUUCUGAGGGUGUCACCGGAGUCCCUAAUGAAGCAGCACUUAUUAAUCUCAUGGAGCGUACAGGUUAUACUAUGGUCCAGGAAAAUGGACAAAGGAAAUAUGGUGGUCCACCCCCAGGUUGGGAAGGGUCCCCUCCACCCCGUGGUUGUGAAGUGUUUGUUGGAAAAAUACCCAGGGACGUUUAUGAAGAUGAGUUGGUCCCAGUGUUUGAAAGUGCAGGUAGGAUCUUCGAAAUGCGCCUCAUGAUGGACUUUGAUGGAAAGAAUCGCGGCUAUGCCUUUGUUAUGUUCACAAAAAAACGUGAAGCAAAGCAAGCAGUCAGGGAGCUGAACAAUUAUGAAAUAAGACCAGGGAGACUGUUGGGGGUUUGCUGUAGUGUUGAUAACUGCAGACUGUUCAUUGGAGGUAUCCCAAAGAUGAAGAAAAGAGAAGAGAUUUUGGAAGAAAUCUCCAAGGUGACAGAAGGGGUACUUGAUGUCAUUGUUUAUGCCAGUGCUGCUGAUAAAAUGAAAAAUCGAGGAUUCGCCUUUGUAGAGUAUGAAAGCCACAGAGCAGCUGCCAUGGCAAGGCGGAAACUGAUGCCGGGAAGAAUCCAGCUGUGGGGCCACCAGAUUGCAGUUGACUGGGCAGAACCGGAAAUCGACGUUGACGAAGAUGUGAUGGAAACAGUUAAAAUUCUUUAUGUCCGAAACUUGAUGAUUGAAACAUCUGAGGAUUCAAUUAAAAUGAUCUUUGGUCAGUUCAAUCCUGGGUGCGUUGAGCGGGUAAAAAAAAUAAGAGACUAUGCUUUUGUGCAUUUUUCAAGUAGAGAAGAUGCAGUGCAGUCUAUGAGGCAGCUUAACGGGACUGAAGUGGAAGGAUCCUGCAUAGAAGUCACUUUGGCCAAGCCUGUAGAUAAGGAACAGUAUACACGUUACCAGAAAGCUGCGAAAGGAGGAGCACCUGCCACGGCUACAGCCACUGAAGUCACCCAGCCCAAUUACAUUUACUCUUGUGACCCAUAUACCCUGGCAUACUAUGGGUACCCAUACAAUGCCCUGAUUGGUCCAAACAGAGAUUACUUCGUCAAAGGCAGCUUAAGAGGCAGAGGGAGAGGUGCAGCUGGCAACAGAGCCCCUGGUCCGAGGGGAGCCUACCUGGGGGGAUACUCAGCAGGCCGUGGCAUUUAUAGCAGAUAUCAUGAAGGGAAGGGUAAACCGCAAGAAAAAGGCUUUGAACUUGUACCCAACCUGGAAUUACCUGCAGUCAAUCCAGUUGCUCUUAAACACGGUACAGUGGCAAUUCCUACCAUUGGUACCCAGUACUCCAUGUUUCAGGCUGCCUCCGCUGCUAAGUUAUUGGAAGAAGGCAAAAUACACGGGAUGGAACACAUGAUGAAUCCAAUGGCGCUUCAGGCAGAUCCGGCAGCCGUUGCCGCAGCAGCAGUGAUGCCUUCAGUUUCAACACCUCCACCAUUUCAGGGCCGUCCAAUGACUCCAGUAUACACCAUGGCUCCAAACAUGCAAAGGAUUCCAGCUGCCGGGAUUUAUGGUACAAGCUACAUACCCUUUGCAGCUCCUGCCACAGCCUUAGCCACACUACAGAAGAACACAGCAGCGGUGUAUGGAGGAUAUGCUGGCUAUAUACCUCAGGCCUUUCCUGCAGGAACCAUCCAAGUUCCACUGCAUGAUAUCUACCAAACAUAUUAAGACUCUCAACGUGGUUUUUGGGAUGAACUGAAGGAACUCUUUUAAUAUUUAUGAAGAAAGACCAUAAAAAAUAUAUUCUAAAAGAAUAUUUUAUACAUGUGAAGUUUGUUUUUGAGAAAAUGUAUUAGGUUAUUUUUAAGAUUGAGAUAUAUAUAUAUAUAUAUAUAUAUAUAUGUUCGUACAUUUCCAUUUUUUGUGCUUUUAUGUUUUUGGCUUUUGAUAUAUAUAUGUGUGUAUAUAUACACACACAUAUAUAUAUAUAUAACCAUAUAGAUUUAUAUUAUGUGGUUUGGUUCUUCGGUUUUUCACACUGUAAUGCCAAUGUAUCUGGUAUGAAGGUUGCUGUGUGUGCUUGUGCCUUUAUUUUUAUUUUAUUUGUUAGCCCUGCACUCUAGAGAUGUAUUUUUAAUAGUACUGUUAUUAAUAUUUGCAAUUUAUGUAAGUAAAAGCCCUUGAGCAGCUGGAGGCGCUUAGGAAUGUUGGAGCUUCUGUAGUUACGUGGGCAACAUUUGCCCCUGUUUAAUAAUAUAGUAAUAACCAAUCAGAUGUUUGCUUUCAUUAUUCAGACUGCACUAGAGCAGUAAAAGCUGACUGAUGAUUGGUUGCUCCAGUGUGGCCCAUACCAUGGUUACUACAUAACCCACAUACUAUAGAAAGUACAUUCUGUAUUUAAGAUAUAACUAGAAGGUACAUUAUUUAUGAAGUCUUACUGGAAUUUUUUUGGGGGGAGGUGGUGGUUAGGAAAGCUUAACUGUCCUGUGAAUGUAUUCUCAGUGAUUUCUUUUUUUUUUUUUUAUAUAGGGUUCAGUCAGAGAAUUUUAGGGAGUAAUAUACAAUUCUGGCAUUGGGGUAAAUAGAAUCUCAA